AUGAUUGCUGAUUUGUUAAGAGAAUGGUGGAUUUGGAACUGUUUACAAGGAUCAGUUAGAUUCAGAGAAGAACUUGAGAAUCUUUUCUCAGCUGCAAUUCCCCCUAACAAGAAUGUUGCAAAAUCAAAAUCUGUUCCAAUUGCUAAUAAACCAGAAAAAGUUCAACUGAUUGAUCAUAGGCGAGCAUACAACUGUGAGAUCAUGCUUUCAAAGGUGAAUAUACCUUUGCAUGAACUAAUGGAGGAGGCUGCUGAUGACAAAGCACCACAAUCUAAAAGAGGCAUCAAGUCACGUGCAAUUCUUGGUAGACAUGUCAAAGGAAUUGUCAUAGAGCAGAUUAUUGAAGUUGAAUUGGGUCUCGGUCCAUAUGAGAUUGAAUAUGAUGAAGAGUGA
Messenger RNA from Lactuca saligna, 393 nucleotides. The record is from the annotation of a GenBank genome assembly. Lineage: Eukaryota; Viridiplantae; Streptophyta; Magnoliopsida; Asterales; Asteraceae.